AUGAGCUAGGUCCGGAUCCUGCUAUACACCGACGGGCGCGAGCGGUUGCAAGUACCUGGCGGUGGUUGCGUUGGUGAUAUGGCUCAGAAGUUUAUUUCUUUAAACUUUUAAGGUUUUUUUUUCUUUUCUUUUUAGUCUUCAGAAAGCAACGGUAGUUUUUUUGACGUCGCCGUUACAAGAAUAAGACUCUUUUACUCCCCGAGAGUCCCCUUUCCUUUCUUGUGUCUCUUCCUUUCUCUUUAUUCUUAUCCCGGUCAGACUCGCCCCCUCCUCCGUUUUAUUUUAUUUGACUUUAGUUCUCGUUGAGUGAUAGCUCCUUCCCUCUUCAGCGGAUCCCUCCCCCACUCCAUCCUCGUCCUGUGGGAGAGACCAGGCUUCUGGUGUUGCAGUCAGGAAUGGAGCUUGACAGCGCCCUGGAAGCCCCGUCGCGGGAAGAGUCUUCUUUGUCCGGGGAGUUGUCUCCCUCCGCCCUUGGACAGGCCUUCUCCAAGAUUUUACACUGUCUUACCCUCCCGGAGGCACGACGAGGCAACGUAAAAGAUGUAGCUCUUAAAGACCUCGGUGAUCUAAUAGAAGCCACCGAAUGUGAUAGGUUAUUUGAGGGGAGUGGUGCACGGCUCCGCGGAAUGCCGGAAACACUGGGGCAGGUGGCAAAAGCCGUGGAGAAGUAUGCAGCCCCCCGCAAAGAGGAGGAAGGUGGAGGUGAUGGGCACUCUGAAGUGGCCGAGAAAGCAGCCAAAGUUGGGUUACUGUUUCUUAAGCUGUUGGGGAAAGUUGAGACUGCUAAGAAUUCCGCGGUCGGCCCUGCAUGGCAGACGGGCCUGCAUCACUUGGCAGGACCGGUUUAUAUUUUUGCCAUCACACACAGCUUGGAGCAACCAUGGACCACUCCGAGAUCUCGGGAAGUUGCUAGGGAAGUGCUCACCUUACUGCUUCAAGCUACUGAAUGCAGUUCUGUGGCAGGAUUCUUACGUGGAGAAAACGAAGAUGAGAAAGGGAGUCUUUCGGUGAUAUUAGGGCUUCUCAAACCCGACUUGAAUAAGGAAUCCUGGAAGAAUAACCCUGCCAUCAAACAUGUUUUCUCAUGGACUCUGCAACAGGUCACUCGGCCCUGGCUGAGCCAGCAUCUGGAAAGGGUACUUCCUGCAUCACUGCUCAUUUCAGAUGAUUAUCAGACUGAGAACAAAAUCCUGGGUGUACACUGUCUCCAUCACAUUGUGCUUAAUGUGCCAGCUGCUGAUUUACUGCAGUAUAACAGAGCCCAGGUCCUGUACCAUGCCGUUUUCAACCACCUGUACACGCCAGAGCACCACCUCAUUCAGCCUGUGCUCCUGUGUCUGCUGGAUUUAUUCCCCAUCCUGGAGAAAACCCUGCACUGGAAAGGAGAUGGAGCUCGACCUACCACCCAUUGCGAUGAGGUCCUGCAGCUGAUCCUGACCCACAUGGAGCCAGAGCACCGCCUUCUCUUACGCAGGACCUAUGCAAGAAACCUGCCGGCUUUUGUGAAGAGGUUGGGGAUCCUAACUGUUCGGCACUUGAAGCGGCUGGAGAGAGUCAUCAUUGGUUAUCUGGAGGUUUAUGAUGGACCUGAGGAGGAAGCUAGAUUGAAGAUAUUGGAAACCCUAAAACUUCUCCUGCAACAUACUUGGCCCAGAGUUUCCUGCAGACUUGUGGUCUUACUGAAGGCUCUCUUGAAACUGAUUUGUGAUGUAGCAAGGGAUCCAAACCUUACACCUGAGUCUGUUAAGAGUGCCCUGCUACAGGAGGCCACAGACUGCCUGAUUCUCCUGGACCGCUGCUCUCAAGGAUGGGUAAAGGGUCUCCUGGCCAAAAUUCCCCAAAGCUGUGAAGACAGAAAGGUGGUGAACUGUAUCAGAAAAGUGCAGCAGGUUUCUGAAGGCGCUCCCUACGAUGGAACUUAAGACUUGCAUUACUUUCCCAAGAGGAAAGGAUUUUCUUCCCAUCCCAAUUUGUAUGAAUGGAGUUAUUUAAGAAAAAAAGAUACUUUUACACGAAACUUUGGAAGUGAGAGCUGCUUUUUCCUUCUUUCUUUCCUUUUACCUCCAUAGGAGUAGGGAAAGUAGAACAAGAAAAAAUUGAACUCCUUCCAUUUCUAAAUAAAGUUUGGGAGAAAAAAGGACACCAA
Piliocolobus tephrosceles (Ugandan red Colobus) is the source of this 2146-nucleotide messenger RNA. RefSeq names its product TELO2 interacting protein 2 (gene TTI2). Gene Ontology annotation, cellular component: cytosol; nucleus; TTT Hsp90 cochaperone complex. The record is from RefSeq and is a predicted model, not a curated record. NCBI's taxonomy places the organism in Eukaryota, Metazoa, Chordata, Mammalia, Primates, Cercopithecidae. Bases 396 to 1922 code for a protein of 508 amino acids. The transcript has 7 exons.